Messenger RNA from Ectocarpus sp. CCAP 1310/34, 1134 nucleotides. The record is from the annotation of a GenBank genome assembly. Lineage: Eukaryota; Phaeophyceae; Ectocarpales; Ectocarpaceae.
AUGUGCUCCAAGAAGCGCCCCAACAACGCCACAUCCAACUACCUGGUAUCGAUGAGAGCGGGGGAUCUGGACAGAAACUCGACCAACUUCCUCGGGAAGCUCCGGGCCAAUUUCGUGGGCACAGAAUUCCAGGUGUUCGACGAUGGUUACAGCCCGAAAGAGCUCGGCGGAGGAGGGGGCUGGGGCAGCGGCAACUUCGGCGGCGGCAGCGGUGGCUCUGGGAGCAGUGGUGCCAAGAACAUGUCUCUUCGGGAGGAACUGGGCUGCGUCAUGUAUGCCUCCAACGUACUCGGCUCUAGGGGGCCGAGAAAAAUGCAGGUGGCGAUUCCUGCCGUGAACGAGGCGGGAGAGGUGUGCAAGUGGUCCGGCCUGGAGGGGGGCCGGGGCAGCCAGGCUGCAGGAGGAGGCUCCAAGGCCAUCGAGAGGGUCAAGAACAGGGACUACGACGGGUCGCUCUACAUGGUCAACAAACCUCCCCGGUGGAACGACCAGGUGGGAGCGUACGUGCUGAACUUCUACGGCAGGGUAACCAUGGCGAGCGUGAAAAACUUCCAGCUCGUUUCCACCGAAGAUUUCGACCGCAUCAUUCUGCAGUUCGGCAGGGUGGCUCGCGAGGAGUUCACCAUGGACUUCCAGGCUUUCGCGAUCACCCUCAGCUCCUUCGACUCCAAGAUAGCGUGCGACUAGGCCAAAUACGACAGGGAAAAGCCUCGUUGCGACUGCAGCAGCAGCGGCAAAACGUCAACAAUUGGAGAAGUGGAGACUUAUUUGACCUGGAAGCCCGCGGCGUCCCCUUCGUCGUUGCCCUUCAGCCCUCGUCUCUUCUUUCUGUCCGCUUCAGCGACAAUGGGUUGUGGACCACAGAGAGAUGGCAGAAGGUUGACCCAUGACAUCUACAACUCCUUUGGUACACUAAUCAAGCAAACGUAGAGUAGCAGUAGCGCAGAACUUGUGUUUAUGGGGACACGCUGUAGAAUAGAGGAGGAGUUUAUGGCGACACGCUGUCGAAGAAGGGAGGAGCACUCAUUCCUCCACAGCUUCGCUAUGACACAUGCAUUGUGAGGUGGGUGAUAGUUCAUCGUUGUUCGCGGGUACGAGAUUGCUUACAUUGCACUUUUUAUCACGCGCGCUACA